UCACCGGCCCCCACUGUGCUUGGCAGCCUGGCAGGACAAGGCGCCGGCGGUGGGAGAGAGAAUCAGAGAUGAAGAUAGUGAUAACAGUGAUAGAAACGAAGAGAAGAGUGUGUGUGUAGCCUCUCAGUAAUCAGAGGUUCACUAUUUAUACUCCGUUGAGACACAAAGCGGACAGCGGUGUGUGGGUUGGUCGCAGGGUGAUGCUGGUGACACGGACACCAGUCACCAAACAGUGUUUGGCUAACAAUGGGGGACGCCACCACUGCCAGGGUGCUGUCAGGGAAGGAGGUGGCCGGGGAUGUGCGCAAUGGCCUCAAGGAGAAGGUGGCCCAGCUCAAGGCCGAGAAUCCUGACUUUGUUCCUGGAUUGGCCAUUGUUCAGGUCGGGGGGCGGGAGGACAGUAACGUCUAUAUCCGCAUGAAGGUGAAGGCCGCGGAGGAGAUCGGCAUCAAGGCACAGCACAUCAAGUUCCCCCGCACCAUCACGCAGACCCAGCUGGUGCAGGAGAUCAAGAAGCUGAACGCGGACCCCACAGUUCACGGCAUGAUCGUACAGAUGCCCCUGGACUGUGACGAGAAGAUUGACUCCGACCUGGUGCUGGAUACUGUCUCUGCGGAUAAGGAUGUCGAUGGACUGACCACCACCAGCGCCGGCCGACUCUCCCAUGGUAUGCUUGAUGUGGGUUUCCUCCCAUGCACUCCCAAUGGCUGCAUGGAGCUCAUUAGAAGGUCCGGCGCCAAGAUAAGUGGAGCCAAGGCAGUGGUGAUUGGGCGGAGCAAGAUUGUGGGUACACCAAUGGCGGAGCUGCUCAAGUGGAACCAUGCCACCGUCACCACCUGCCACUCCCGCACUGCUGACCUGGCCGAGACUGCGAGGAGUGCGGACAUCCUGGUGGUGGGGAUUGGCAGCCCUGAAUUUGUGAAGGGUUCCUGGGUGAAGCCUGGUGCCGUGGUGAUCGACUGUGGCAUCAACUCCAUUCCUGACCCCAGCAAGAAGUCCGGGUCGCGUCUGGUGGGUGACGUGGAGUAUGGGGCGGCCUCCAAACUGGCGUCGGUCAUCACCCCAGUGCCGGGGGGGGUGGGGCCCAUGACGGUGGCCAUGCUGAUGAACAACACUGUCAUCGCGGCACAGAAGGCGGUGGCACAGCGGUCCGUGGCACUCUGGCCCCUCUCGUACCUCCCGCUCCACCCCUUAGAGAAAGUGCCAAGUGACAUAGAGAUAGCCCAGGCACAGACCCCCAAGGACAUCGCGGAGCUGGCAGCGGAGAUUGGCAUUCUGGACUCGGAGAUUGACCUCUAUGGCAACAAGAAGGCCAAGGUCAAACUCUCCAUUCUGGAUCGCCUCAGGUCACGGAGGAACGGGAAAUAUGUGGUCGUGGCCGGCAUCACCCCUACACCACUGGGGGAGGGCAAGAGCACCACCACCAUUGGCUUGGCUCAGGCUAUUGGUGCCCACCUCAAGAAGAAUGUGUUUGCCUGCGUCCGUCAGCCUUCUCAGGGCCCCACCUUUGGAAUUAAGGGAGGGGCAGCGGGCGGGGGGUACUCCCAGGUGAUCCCCAUGGAGGAGUUUAACCUUCACCUGACGGGCGACAUCCACGCCAUCACGGCCGCCAACAACCUCCUGGCGGCGCAGAUUGACGCACGGAUGUUCCACGAGGCCACACAGACCGACGCGGCACUCUACAACAGACUGGUGCCAAAACUAAAGGGCCAGCGCCAGUUCUCCCCCAUCCAGCUGACCCGACUCAAGAAACUGGGCAUUGUGGAGACUGACCCGGACAAGCUGACCCCAGAGGAGGUCACCAAGUUUGUGCGCCUCAACAUUGACCCGGACACCAUCACCUGGCAGCGGGUGAUCGACACCAAUGACCGAUUCCUGCGCAAGAUAACAGUGGGCCAGAGUGCCACAGAGAAGGGCCGGACCAGGGAGUGCCAGUUUGACAUUACUGUGGCCAGCGAGAUCAUGGCCAUCCUCGCCCUCACCACCUCCCUGGCCGACAUGAGGGACAGACUGGGCCGCAUCGUGGUGGCCGCCGACACUGCUGGCAACCCCGUCACUGCUGAUGAUCUGGGAGCCAGCGGGGCCCUAGCGGUGUUGAUGAAGGACGCGAUCAACCCCAACCUGAUGCAAACCCUGGAGGGAACCCCGGUAUUUGUUCACGCUGGGCCCUUCGCUAACAUUGCCCACGGGAACUCCUCCAUCCUGGCAGAUCGCAUUGCUCUUAAGCUGGUUGGUGAGGAGGGCAUGGUGGUGACAGAGGCUGGCUUUGGUGCCGACAUAGGCCUAGAAAAAUUUUUCAACAUUAAGUGCCGUUACUCUGGGCUGGUGCCAAGUGCCGUGACCCUCGUGGCCACUGUCAGGGCACUCAAGAUGCACGGCGGGGGGCCAACUGUCACCCCCGGAGUGCCACUUCCCCCGGAGUACACCAAUGAGAACCUUGAGCUGGUUGAGGUCGGAUUUAGCAACCUGAAGAAGCAAAUAGAAAACGGGCUUGCCUUUGGAGUUCCUGUUGUUGUUGCCAUUAAUGCAUUUGCCACAGACACCCCUGCUGAGUUGGCCCUGGUGCAGCGGUUGGCGAGGGGGGCGGGGGCCUUCGACGCGAUAAUCUGCAACCACUGGGCCAAGGGGGGGGCGGGAGCGGUGGAGCUGGCCCAGGCUGUCUUCAGGGCCGCCUCACAGCCCUCUAACUUCAGCUUCCUGUACGAGCUGGACAAGCCGGUGGAGGAGAAGAUUCGCACCAUUGCCCAGCGGAUCUAUGGGGCGGAUGACGUGGACAUCCACCCCAAGGCACAGGAGCAGAUCGACCGAUACAAGAAGCAGGGCUUCAACAACCUUCCGAUCUGCAUGGCCAAGACUCACCUCUCUCUGACGGCCGACCCCAAGAGGAAGGGCGCCCCAACUGGCUUCAAAAUACCCAUACAGGACGUCAGGGCUUCCAUCGGGGCAGGCUUCCUCUACCCCCUGGCUGAUACAAAGGAGUGUGGCGAGGGAGACCAGCCAUCCCCGCCCCGACCCCAGCAGGCCGCCCCGCCCCGCCCCAAUGGUGUGCCCCGGCGGACCCUUCACUGGCUCAGGCGGCUGGUGAAGUAAUGGUUGAGAUGACCACAAUGCCUGGCUUGCCAACCCGACCUUGCAUCUACGACAUCGACCUUGACCUGGAGACAAUGGAGGUUAAAGGGCUUUUCUAAGGGGGGGGAAAGGGGGAGAGAAGGACCAGUUAAGUCUUCAAGCAUGUUUUCUCCCGUUUUCUUUCUUGUUUUCUUAGUUAAUGGUUAAAAAUUGUUGUUGUUGCCAUUUUCUGUUGUGUGUGGUGAGUGUGUGGUGAGCGAGUGGUGAGCGAGUGACUGGAGUGGUGUAGGGAGCAGUGGAGUGUGGUGGUGGAGAAAUUUGAGUGUGGUGAAGUGUGGUGAGGGGUGACAGGGAUGUUGGAAGGAAUUUGAGUGGUGAAUAUGUGGUGUAGUGUGGUGUAGAGAGAGUGGUGAGGUGUGGUGUGAGUGAAAUAGUGUGGUUUAGGAAGGAAUUUGAGUGGUGAUGAGUGUGUUGAGGUGUGGUGUAGGAAGGAAAGGGAGUGUAGUGAUGGUGUAUGUGGUGAGGUGUGGUGAGGAUGGAAUGGGUGUGUGGUGUAGUGUGGUGAGAAGUGGUGUAGGAAGACAUUUGAGUGUGGUGAGUUUGGUGAAGUGUGGUGAGUAGUGAGUGGUGUAGGAAGGAGAGAGAGAGAGAGAGAGUGUGUGUGUGGUGAGAAUGAAACAGAGUGAUGAAGGAAGAAAUUAGAAAAAAAGGUCACAUAUUUUUGCUGUAGUGAUGAAAUAAUAGAAAAAAAAAAAAAAAACAAUUUGCUCAAAGUGUACAAAUGACCUGCCAUAGUUGCCAUAACCUGCCAUAAGCUGCCAUAUAUACAUAAUUCUAACGUGUAUACAUCAUUGUUACUAAAACACAGAUUUUUCGCUAAAGAAACCUCAAGGAAACUCUUUAAAGGAAUCAAAUCCUCUUAAGACUGGCUCUGAGGAGGAUCCAAAUCCACUCCUUGGAUUUGUAUACAUAGAACAGACUUGUAUACAUGAUAAAUAAAAUAAUGCAUGUAUACAGUAAAAGCUACACUGUAUACAUAUUUGAGAUGCAUACAUAAUUUUUUAGUUCACUUAUGUAUACAGUAAAAGCUACACUGUAUACAUAACUAACUUGUAUACAU
Portunus trituberculatus (swimming crab) is the source of this 4189-nucleotide messenger RNA. It is a transcript of the gene pug, whose product is annotated as C-1-tetrahydrofolate synthase, cytoplasmic-like. NCBI's taxonomy places the organism in Eukaryota, Metazoa, Arthropoda, Malacostraca, Decapoda, Portunidae. The record is from RefSeq and is a predicted model, not a curated record. Gene Ontology annotation, molecular function: formate-tetrahydrofolate ligase activity; methylenetetrahydrofolate dehydrogenase (NADP+) activity; ATP binding. Gene Ontology annotation, biological process: tetrahydrofolate interconversion. The transcript has 22 exons. The coding region runs from base 247 to 3090 and encodes 947 amino acids. Gene Ontology annotation, cellular component: cytosol.